This is a messenger RNA of Paramecium octaurelia, 693 nucleotides long. NCBI's taxonomy places the organism in Eukaryota, Ciliophora, Oligohymenophorea, Peniculida, Parameciidae. The record is from the annotation of a GenBank genome assembly.
CAAAAGUUAAAAUUAAAAUGGGAGCUUCAAUCUGCCAAUAAACUUGUGCGAUUAAUGAUCGUGAAUUGGUUAAGGAAUAAUUAGAACUUUAACCAAAAAGUCUCGAUUCAAGACGUGAAUGUUCCUAGGUCUAGGAUUAACCAAUUACAGAUCAGCUUCGCAUUAAUAUUUAAAAUUCUUCUCACAUUAGCUAUAAUUUGGCAGAUCAACAGCAAAGUAAGCCAUGCAUUGUGAUUUAGAUUAAAGUAAAGAAUCUUCUGUUUCAAAUGACAAUCCUGAAGCUAUGACUCCUUGGCUACCUUGGUAUAACUAAUUAUUUUAUAACAAGUGGGCAAAAUAAUUUUAAUGGAGAAUAGUAUAUUCAAUUGUUAAACACAGAAAUUGUUUAGUCUAUUAAAUUAUAAUCAUAAUUAGUGAGCUCUCAAAAUGGAGAUAUAUUGCCUAUGUAAAAUUCUCAUAAUUUACGUUCAGAUUAGAAUUCAAACAAUAACAAUCUAACUCAUCUUAUCCUAGAUUUUGCAAUGACGAAAAGGGGAAUAAAUUAUUGAAUAUGUAAAUUAUUGAUGAUAAUGUACGCUCUCCUCUUCUAUCAAUAGCUUGAUGACUAUAUUAAUUACGAUUGGAAAAACUCUAAAUUUUAAUUGAUUAGUAUUAAUGAUUAAAAUCUAUUAAAGAAAGCAAGCUCAACAAGAC